Messenger RNA from Racocetra fulgida, 120 nucleotides. The record is from the annotation of a GenBank genome assembly. Lineage: Eukaryota; Fungi; Glomeromycota; Glomeromycetes; Diversisporales; Gigasporaceae.
GUAUGCGAAAAGCUUUUAAAGCCAAGAUUGAAAAAAAUGGAACAAUUGAAACUCGUAGUCGAUGUUAUACAGUUGAGGCAUUAAUGCAAGGCAGUUUUCACAAGUACAAUGGUAAUAACA